Molecule: messenger RNA, 2154 nt
Organism: Nipponia nippon (crested ibis)
Lineage: Eukaryota; Metazoa; Chordata; Aves; Pelecaniformes; Threskiornithidae
Source: RefSeq, a predicted model, not a curated record
AUGGCGGCGCGGAGGUCUUCAGAGGACCACAUCAGCCAUGCCUAUCACCUGCUGAUGACGCGGCUCAACGAGGAGCACGCCGAGAUGCGCUUCUCGGCUUUCCAGAUCGUGCAGGAGUUGUUCACCAGAUCCCAUCAAUUCCGGACGCUCAUUAUUUCCAACUUCCAAGAGUUCUUGGAGCUCACGAUGGGGAUAGACCAUGAGCAGCCUCUCCCCCCGCCCAGAGAGGUGGCACAGAAACUGAGGAAAGCGGCCAUUAAGUCCGUGCAAGACUGGCACGAGAAGUAUGGAGAGGCCUACAAGAAGCUUUCUCUGGGAUACCACUUCUUAAAGCAGAAUAAGAAGGUGGAUUUUCAAGAUGUGCAUGCCAGAACCGUGGCUGAAAGGAGGAGGGAAGAGGAGAAGCAAAAACGAUUGGAUAACAUUUACAAAGAAAAAGCCAAAAGAGCUGAGAAAGAAAUGGAAGAAAUGUCCCAAGAGGUUACCGACACGCUGACAGAGAUGGAAAACUGUUUCCGGCUUCUGAUGCCAGAUCCUUUCGACUUCACUGUGAAUGACGUGGAACUGGAACCCAACAGACAAAUGACUGCUAAUGAGGAUAGACCUGCAUCCCCCUUGCCCUCCCAGAUGGAAGUGAACCAGUCCUCUUUUGGAUGCAUGGAUGAUGAACAGCCAUGCUGCAGCAAGGACGUUCUUUCUGUUUCUCAGUGUGUUAGAACUGAUCAAAACAAAGAGUUAGAUGAGAAAGAGGAGAAGCCUGAGCAGAAAGAAUUAGAUGGAGACGCAUGCUUGGAAGUUCAAUCUGGUGUCCCUGCGCUCAGUGAUGAUGAUUACCAGACUUUUGUUAGGAACCAUGGGCUUGUUUCGCAUAAGUAUACUCUAGACCUUGAAAUCUCCACAGAUGUAAAAGUGCAUGAGAAUGAAGAUAAUACUGCCAUAAUAAACAAUGUCAUGGAUGCUCACAAACUCCUCAGAAAUAAGUUCUGGCCUUCUGUGCAGUCCUGGAUUCAGUUAUUUACCAGAGCAGGAAUAAAUGAUGAUCGGCUAAGAUGUGCCAUUGAUCUUAAGAAUAAAUUGGAGACUGCUAUGAAGAAAUACAAGGAAAUGAACAUUUCCUUUAAAGCGAGAAAAAGAAAAGUGAUGAAAGCCUCGGAUGACAGUGACGACGACGAGGACGAAGAUGAAUUUGUGGAGGUCCCUGAGAAGGAAGGUUAUGAGCCCCACAUUCCAGACCACCUGCGUAAGGAGUACGGGUUAGAACCUGAGUCACCUCCAAAAGUUGCGGUGGGGAAGACAUCAACAGGACCAGCUCUGCUGAGCUCCCGCGCCCAGCUGAAGGGGAAUGAAGAUGAACUUGAUCCAACCUGUGCAGCUGCCACACUGAAACUUAUCAGAGACAAACUACCAAAGUUACCACUUCCACGUGCCAGUGACUCUGCAACUACUGAGCCAGCAGCUUUGGAAGAGCCUGACAAUAAGAGAAGAAAACUAGAAGAAAGAGCUAAAGCUCCCCUCAUGCCUUUUGGAUUAGAUCUUCACUACUGGGGACAGGAUCAGCCAAGUGCUGGGAAGAUUCUCAAAUUCGCUUCUGAGCAUCGGUUUUGGGCACCCAGUGAAGUAGAGGAAGAGGUGGAAAAUAAAGAGAUAACUGAAAUGUUAAAAACUAGAUAUAUAACAUUUGCUGGCAAGUUUGAACCAGUGAAACAUAAAUGUCGAGCACCAAUGCCUGAUGGAAGUCUGUGUGAAAGACAAGAUCGGAUUAAGUGCCCUUUCCAUGGAAAGAUAAUUCCUCGGGAUGAAUCUGGGGUUCCUGUUAAUGCAGAGGACAGAGCCAGAGAAGAAAAGAUGCGGUUUGAAAAGCAAGCGGCUCAGCCAGAGUGGCGAGAUCCAGAAUUCAUGAGAGAAGUUGAAGCAGCUACCGGAAUGGAUCUUGGUUCCUCUAAAAAUAAUGGAAAAGGAGGGAAAAAGAAAGGGAAGAAGAAAAAAUAUCCAAAUCUGACAGACCUGAAGCAGCAGGCUAAUACUUCUCGUUCCCGGCUUGAGAAGAAAGUCUUCAAUAAAGGUGCUAUGAAACGGGUGGUGAAAGCAAUGAACCGAGUGGACCAAAGAAAGCAUGAGAAGUUUGCCAACCAGUUUAACUAUGCACUGAAUUAA